This is a messenger RNA of Petromyzon marinus (sea lamprey), 1537 nucleotides long. RefSeq lists its product as uncharacterized. Lineage: Eukaryota; Metazoa; Chordata; Hyperoartia; Petromyzontiformes; Petromyzontidae. The record is from RefSeq and is a predicted model, not a curated record.
GCCACUCUCUGCUGUCUCUCACUGCCACUCUCUGCUGUCUUUCACAGUGUCGCAUCACUCACGCUCACAAUCCGCUCACCACCCUGUCUCCCACACACAAACACAAUCUCCACCGAGCUCCAGAAGCCCGAUGGAUCGCUCCCUCGGCCCCAAACCGAGCCCCCCUGCCCCGCGCCACCGUCCCACUCGCGCGGUCUCCCCGGGGCCGCUCCGGGGCCGGGAGGCCGGCGCCUGGGACCGCGCUCCCCAGCGGGGCCGCUCGCGCUCCCCGUCCCACAGCGGCGACUCCGCGCCCCUCAGCCCCGCCAACCGCCUGCGCAGGAGGAGCGUCAGCCUCGGCGAGCUGAGCCGCUCGCCCGCCCUGGGCCGCCGCGUCGACUCCCUCGCCAGGGAGGUGGUGGGGUCCAGGCCAGGCCGGUCCCAGAGCAAGGGACAGGCCAAGGGCCCUGCCACCGGCGUCAAGGGCGACCCGGCGAUGCUGAUCAGCGAAAAGGACCGCAAGAUUGCCACCCUCAUGCUGGCCAAGCAUGCCGAGCGGGAGAUCGAGGGAGACAUCCGAGCCAGAGCCCAGCUGCAGUGGGACUCGGAGCGCACGGAGCGUGAGAAGAGGCGGAGAGCGCAGCGUGCCGAGGAGCGGGCCCGUGGCAGCGCGUCCUGGCUGCCGCCCGCGUCGCCGCCGUCGCUGCUCGGCGGCUCCUUCCCGCCGAGCUCCUCGGCCUCCCCCGGGAUCCCGCGGCGAGCACGUAGGGAGCCGAGGAGCCCCGUCUCGUCCCUGGGCAGGGAACUCGGCGAACGCCUCAAGCUGCUGCAGAUCGCCGAGACGGCGGCGGCGGCGGCAUCGCGCGGAGGCUCCGUCUCGUCGUCGCGCUCGCACUCGUCCCCGCCGGAGGUUCUGGAGAUCGUCAGGGAGGAGGACGAGGAGGAGGCCGUGGGGGAGUCCGAGAGCGAGCCGGAGCUGGAGGCCGUGGGGCGGCAGGCGAGCUUCUGGCUCAGCAACGGCAACGGCAGCUGGGAGUGCCCCGCGUGGGGGACGGGGAGCCCCGGGCUCUACCCGCGGGCGAUGUCGCCCACGGAGCGCGCCUUUGAGCAGGCGUGGCGCAUUCAGAGGGCGCGCAUCGCGGCCCGGCAGCAGGCGGCACAGACCAUGGAGCGCCACAGGCUCCUGUUGCAGGACACAGAGGAGCGGACCCAGAGAGCGGCGCGCAUCGCCCAAGAGCAGCUGCAGCUCCGCGCGGAGCUCGCAGAGCAACGGCGCAGGGAGCGCGAGGCGCAGCACAGGUCGACGCUGCUGCGCCUGGCCGAGCUGGAGGAGCAGCGGCGGCGCGGGCACGAGGAGGCGGCGGCGCGAUCCCGCGACGCGGGGCUGCGCGCAGCGCGCGAGCGCGACGUGGCGCGUGACGCCGCGCGGGCCCUGGCGCGUGCGGCGUGCCGCGUGCGGGAGCGCGUGCGCGAUGCCGUCAACUCGCGCUCCUUCCACCACGUGGCGCGCGAGGCCGAGGUGAGCGCGCGCACGCUGCGCCAUGCGCCGCCCUGGUAG